Morone saxatilis (striped sea-bass) is the source of this 4064-nucleotide messenger RNA. It is a transcript of the gene gpc5c, whose product is annotated as glypican 5c. The record is from RefSeq and is a predicted model, not a curated record. Lineage: Eukaryota; Metazoa; Chordata; Actinopteri; Moronidae. Gene Ontology annotation, biological process: cell migration; regulation of protein localization to membrane; positive regulation of canonical Wnt signaling pathway. The transcript has 9 exons. Gene Ontology annotation, cellular component: plasma membrane; extracellular region; cell surface. The coding region runs from base 300 to 2138 and encodes 612 amino acids.
AGGCUUUGGAGACAGGCAUGCAGACAGCCGACCACUGCAAAGUGUUGAGCGCGGGACAGACCGGCUUUAGCCCACACCACUCUUCCUCUGUCCAACAGAAGACCCUCAAACCUCUGCUGUGAGGCGCUCACACUCAUCCCGCAACAAUAAUGUGAAAAUCAGACGGAAACGUUUGUCAGAUGUUUAAACUCAUCGUCGCUUCAUUGUACUCCAGUGCCGUCUAUUUUGAACAGUGUCACACAGUUUGCAGUCAGGCUACAGUAGGCUAUCCACAAGGAUACCUGGUGUGAGAUGCGGCAAUGUCCCGAGGAAUAUGCCCACGCGUAAACUCUUGCGGGUCCUUUUGGAUUUUGCCAUUGGUCGUAUUUGUGGCGAAUGUGAUCGACGUGGACGCGUACAGCUGUCAUGAAGUGAGGACCGCUUUCCAGCUGCGACAGGUCGGGCCGCUGCACCGCGUACCGGAGACACCUGGCACAGAUGUGGAUCUGCUGGUUUGUAAGCACCAGGGUCCAUCCUGCUGCACCCGGAAGAUGGAGGAGAGCUACCAGUUUGCUGUAAAAAGGGAAACCCUCCACAACAUUCACUCCUACAGCUAUGAGCUGGAGCACCUCAUCUCCGGCCACUCGGAUGCCUUCCAGGACAUGUUCCAGUACCUUCUAUCCUUCUCUCAGGGCCACCUGAGCUCUCUGUUGGAGGGAACCUACUCAUCCCUGUCCCGCCAUGCCCUACCCCACGUUAACCAACUCUUCUCCUCACUCUCCCUCUACCUCCGUGGGGCCAACGUCUCUGUGGAGGUGUCAGUUCACCAAUUUUUUAACAACCUCUUCCCACUCGUCUACACUCGGCUAAUCAAUCCAGGCAUUGAAGGCGGCAUGAUGAUGGGCAGUGAAAUGGGCGACUGUCUCCGUAUGAUCAGGCAGGAUGUCAACCCUUUUGGGCCUCAUCCAGUCGUCAUGGCCCAAGAGCUGGCUGGGGCACUCGGAGCCGGGCGACAACUGGCCCUAGCCCUGGAGGAGGGUCUGGAGGUGAUGAAUGCCACUGAACAUGUCACCCUGAGCAAAGAGUGUGUGAAGGGCCUGGUGAAGAUGGUGUACUGCUCCCACUGCAGAGGCUUGACGCUGAUCAAGCCCUGCGUGGGAUACUGUCUGAAUGUAAUGCGCGGCUGCUUGGCCAGCGUGUCGGAGUUGGAUCAGCCUUGGAGGAGGUAUACCAGCUUGUUGGAGCAACUAACCCAUGCCAUGGCCGGGCACCACAGCAUGGAACUAGCCCUGCUGGGGGUCAGAGGGCACGUUAAUGAAGCCUUGCUCUACGCACAGCUCCAUGGUCCACUCAUCACUGCCACGGUGGACAAGGUGUGUGGCCUGUCUACUGGGGAACCUACAAGCAUGAAGCCUUAUACCCAAGAGGUCACAACCUCUACUGUGACCUCAUCGUCUCCUCUUCCAUCUGUUGCCCCCUCUAAACCUCUACCAGAGCAGUGGCUGGGGCAGUUAGCCCAAUUGAGGAGCUCAUUCCCCCUGAAACCCUCCAAGAACAAUAAACAUAGUCUGAGAACGCUCUCUAGGGAGUUCUUGAUGUACCUGCAGCGCUACAAGUCUUUCUUUGCAGCGUUGCCGGAGAUGCUGUGUGAGGGUGAGAAUGUAGUGGACGACUCCACAUGCUGGAGCGGAGAUGAUGUGGUGGAGAGCUAUAGUGGCAGAGUUGUAGGAAAUGGUCUGCACGCUCAGAGGCAAAACCCAGAAGUCAAAGUUCGCAGCCCGAACCCUACGCUGGCUGAGGUCAAGGAGAGGUUGGAGCUCUUCAACCAGGAGACCCAGGAGAGGUUCCCAAAACUGGGCCAGAUGGAGGCCUGGGAUGAGCUGGGCAGUGGAGAAAGAGAGGAAGGCAGCACCACAGACUGUGAUGAUGAAGAUGGAUGUCAAGCGUCAGGAGACGGGCCAGGCCAUAACUCGCACCCAGAAACCUCCAGUGAAGUGAAGCCCAUUGGGAGACAGCCUGGAGGUGACAGCCCACAUGAGAAUCCUUCCAAGCCCCCCUCAGUGAAGGUGAUAGGGGGCUCGGCAUCUGUCAGCUGGGCACGACCCUGGAGCCUUGCACUGCUCUUUGCUGCACUGUGCUUGCAGUGGACCCUGUUCUGAUGCCAGCGCCUUCUGUGAAUCUGCCACCCAACCCUGCCCCUCUAGGAACCACAUACAUUCACACAGACACUCAUAUUAUAUACAUAUCACGCAUAGUAUCCUUACUCCUGUCCUCAGCAGACAUGGAUGGAUGGAUGGUAAUGACGGAAAAAUAAAAACAGCAUCAUUCUGAUUUUACUUAAAAACACUUACACAUAUACAGACUUGCAUAUACAGUAGAAAUACAGCUGACUUCUUUUUUUCUGCUGCUGGUUUUUACUUAUCCUUUCAGGCUAAAAACCUCAUCACGGCCACUGCACCAUUUGCCAGCGAGGCAGAAGAAUUCAGCUCAUUUGAAAACUCAACUCAUUUUCUUUUCGAGGAUUAAGGAAUGCAUGAUAGAUUGAUAGAUCAAUCCCAGGUGCCUGGCCCAGAACAGCAGAUUUGAUAUACUCUAAUGACUGUGUACCUUGGCAGGGAUUAGAAUGUAAUGAGUUCACAGGUAGAGCACGGGCACACUUGCACGGCUGAACACAUUGUGCAGACAAACUAGGUGUGUAUAGUAUGUAACUGUAUAUAGGUGGAAAGAUUUGAUGGAGUGUAUGAGGUUCUGAUUCAACAAAAAGCUCUUAACCGAUUGAGCUGAAUGGGGUUUUCUUUUCCCUUAGCUAUGAAUGGACUGUGCUUGUAUGCUACAUAGAAAACAAUGCAAAAAAAUACCUAUAGAGAUUAAUUUCUGUAAAAAAAAUAAAGCAAGAAUGCACAUUAUUUUUCAAUUCAAGCCCAUGACAUAAAUGGACACAUUUUGGACAUUUGAAAAAAAGACUGUACAUUGUUGGUUUUACUAAUGUUUAUUGCGCAUACAGUUUUGUGUGUUUGCUCGUUGAAUUGCACAUUAAUGCAUGUAUAAUUUACCAAGUUCAUAAUUGGUAUGAUAGGAUCAGGCACUUCUUCAGGAAGCAAAAAAAAAACCUCAUGUAUUGCCUUUUCCACUGUAUCUCGCUGAUGGCAUGACGUCAGGUUUGGUCUUCCUCUCUAAAAUGAUAGUUUGGAACUUGAAUACAAGAGAAGGUGGGCUGCAGAUCCAACACAUGCAGAUACAAUUUAAUAUAAACACAAAAAAGCAGAAUAUUUUUUACAAAGUUGGGUGCAUCUUUUGUUUGAUCCAGUAGAGUGGUAGCCAUUGGGUAAGUCCCUAUACAUGGAUUUAUCAAACAUUUUGCCAAAUAAGCUGUAACAUCUCUCUACCCACUCUUAAGCAGACCAUUCCUUGGAAUUCCAACAGAAUAAAAACAAAUCCUUCUUUGUUUGACUUAUUAUUAGUGGCUUCUAUAAUGGCUUCCUCUGUAUAACUGUUUUCUCUCUUGUGUAGAUGAGGAUGGUUUACCUACUGGUACAGCAGAGUACCUGUGUGAGUGAGGAUGAAUGUAUGGUCAAUGCUAUGCAGCUACACUAUUAAACCUGAUAAUGCCUAAAGGCUACACACAGUAUCUAAGCUAAAUAGGUCUAUACACUUACAUGGGUCUAUGUGCAGUGAAAUACCUCUUUCAUUACCUUUAUUUUAACAAACUCUUCCUCUUCUUACUGAAAAGUAUUUCACCGUUGACUCUGCCUAAAAGUGGGGAAAGGACUACCUGCUAACUACAUGCAAAUACAUGCAAUUAUACAUGAAAGCCCUGUAGUUAAUGAAUAAUGGAGAUGACUGCAGCUAUGUUAAGGUUUUGACAGUUAAAAUGUGUCACAUUCUGUGCUUUGUAACCAUAUUUGUUCCUCCAUGUAUGUUUUGUUAAUGGCUGUCCACCCACAGAUCACUUACAGCACAUUACCCUUGCAUGUGUAUAAAUGUACAUAUUGUAAGUCUUGCCAUUUGUUUUGUGUCUCAUUUCCUCUCUUUUGUAUCAGUAUGAUACAGUGUAGCUGAGCUCUAUUAAAGGUGCUCUGCUUUUU